AUGGCAAUUCGAAGGCUUGUGUGUCGACGAGGGAGUCCGCUAGAGUUUUUCUCGGACAAUGGCACUAAAUUCGUUGGAGCGAGUAAGGAGUUGGAGAAGAUUGAGGAAGAGUGCAGUGAAAAUUUCACGAACGCGAGAACGAGGUGGAAUUUCAACCCUCCCGCAGCCCCACACAUGGGGGGAGUGUGGGAAAGAUUGGUCCGGUCGGUGAAGGAAGCUGUGUACGAGUUACAAGACGGUCGUUCACUGUCGGAUGAGGUUCUGGAGACUGUGUUGGCUGAAGCAGAAGGAAUUAUCAAUUCAAGACCUUUGACAUUCGUGUCGAAGGAAAACACGGACCCAGAAGCAUUAACUCCGAACCAUUUUGCUUGGGUAUCCAUCGUGCGAAAAGAGACGGAAGGCUACCCCAAGGGAAUGAAGCUGCAGCGUUGCGAAAUCAAUACGAGAGAUCUCAAGUGCUUGCUGAUAAGCUGUGGAAACGCUGGGUGA
Molecule: messenger RNA, 489 nt
Organism: Armigeres subalbatus
Lineage: Eukaryota; Metazoa; Arthropoda; Insecta; Diptera; Culicidae
Exons: 1
Coding region: 1-489 (162 amino acids)
Biological process (GO): DNA integration
Molecular function (GO): nucleic acid binding
Source: RefSeq, a predicted model, not a curated record